Messenger RNA from Galendromus occidentalis (western predatory mite), 865 nucleotides. Its product is annotated as neurocalcin-delta A-like. NCBI's taxonomy places the organism in Eukaryota, Metazoa, Arthropoda, Arachnida, Mesostigmata, Phytoseiidae. The record is from RefSeq and is a predicted model, not a curated record. The transcript has a single exon. Gene Ontology annotation, molecular function: calcium ion binding. The coding region runs from base 1 to 606 and encodes 201 amino acids.
AUGGGACAAGAGAUGAGUGUUGGUGAGGAAGGCGAUGCGAGCAUGUCGCCGGCGGAACUCAAGGAUUUCCAAGGACUUACGUGUUUCAGUGAAGAUGACAUCUUGCACUGGUACCGGAGCUUCUGUCUGAAGUUCCCCGAUGGGAAAAUGGGGGGCGACGAUGUGGAAAAGCUGUACACUGCCCUCUUCCCCUACGGAACCCCGGCUCGCUUUCGAGAGCACGUUUUCCGAAUGAUCGACGCGGACCACGAUGGCGAGAUUGAUUUCCGGGAGUUCCUCACAUGUCUGGCGGUCGUCAUGAAUGGCAACUCGGAGCAGAAACUCCGCCGCGCAUUUUGCCUCUACGACGUCGACGGCGACGGCUUCAUCACGGAAGACGAACUCUCCGUAAUUUUUCAGCAGAUGCAGCUGACUGGGCGGAUGGUUCUCGCGAACCCACAGCACGCUCAGUGUGCAAAGAACAUCGUCGGUAAAUUCGAUAAGGACGGUGACGGUAAACUAGAUUUCGAAGAAUUCUCCAAAUUAGCAAAAACCCUGCCCCCUAUCGUGGACACGAUUUAUCGCGAUGUCGAUCAAGAACGAGACAACAUCGACAAGACGACUUAGGAGACAUCCUCAGGAAUGCCCGAACGUCGACAGAAUUUUUCUGAUGUACACUUGCCGAUAAGCAGCUGCCGAGCAAGAAUUGUCGACAUGCCAUAUAUAUAAGUCAGACUGCUUUGAUUCAAUCAGUCAUCAUUCGCGAAUCGCCAUGGCUCGCACUGGCGCACGGCGAUUCGAUUCGUCGGAUUCCAAAUAUGGGACCCCGUUCAUUCAAGCAACCGCGAGCCUCAGACCACAGGAUCCGCUCGAGACUCCAUGUCGA